AAUCUGAAGUUCCAGCACAUUCCUAGCAGUUUGAUUUUGAAGCGGUGGACAAGGGCAGCGAAAACUGGAGGGAACUUUUCUUUUGAAGUUCCGUCUACUGAUAGUCCAUCGAAAUACCGUUCUCGUCUUUUCAAUCUGUCAGCUGUUUCUGCAUCAAUGAUCAGCAGGGUUGCAUUGGAUGAUGAUUUGUAUAAAUCAGCCAUUGUCUUCAUGACUGAUUUGAUCAAAAAGUGUGAAGCCCUAUCGAUUACUGAACCUGCUGGAACAAGCACGUCUUCUAACGGUGACAAUGAUGUACCGGUCCAAAAAGUGAAGGGGUUUAAGCCUAAAAAAGAUUCAUUCAAGCCUUCGAAACGACCAAUUCCAGUUGCGGAGGCUGCAAGGGCUGUAAGUAAGAAGAAGAGAAAAACUAGCAGGCUUGAGGAG
Messenger RNA from Linum tenue, 426 nucleotides. NCBI's taxonomy places the organism in Eukaryota, Viridiplantae, Streptophyta, Magnoliopsida, Malpighiales, Linaceae. The record is from the annotation of a GenBank genome assembly.